Linnemannia hyalina is the source of this 1302-nucleotide messenger RNA. The record is from the annotation of a GenBank genome assembly. NCBI's taxonomy places the organism in Eukaryota, Fungi, Mortierellomycota, Mortierellomycetes, Mortierellales, Mortierellaceae.
AUGGAGGAUACAACCAUAUCAACAACAGCACCACCACCUGAAAAGUCUCAACUUCCAUGGUACCGUCGGUUAAACCAGAUGAAGGGCCUCCUCCUAGCCCUCGUCUCAAUGGCCCAGAUGCUUGAUAUUAUCAAUGUUGCCAGUGUGACCAUUGCCCUCCCCAACAUCCAAGAAGAGAUCGGAUACUCCACCGACCAGUUGCAGUGGGUAACUUCAGCGUACGCGCUAGCUUACGGAGCAUUCCUCCUCAUCGGCGGCAGAUUCGGUGACCUCUUCGGCCACCGUCGAACCUACAUCUUUGGAGUCACCUGGUUCUCCAUCUGGGCGAUCGUUAACGGAUUCGCAAAAGAUCCAAUCAUCAUGUCGGUCGGGAGAGCGUUGCAGGGGAUGGGUGCGGGGUUCACGGUUCCUAGUUUCGUUGUCAUCCCAGCCUCAAAGGGCGAAUCCAAAAUCACCGACCGCCGAAUCGACUUUCUCGGCGUCUCGACCUUCACCAUCGGAAUCGUCUGUGUCAUCUUUUACCUCUCCGAAUCCCCCACAAGCGGCUGGGCGUCCGCGAAAACCCUCACCCCUUUCCUUAUCGGCCUUGCCCUUCUCAUUUCAUUCGUAUUCAUCGAAUACAAGAUUGACUACCCUAUCAUGCCGCUCUACAUCUGGAAAUCUCGGCGCCUCGUGGCGUCCAGCCUUGCCAUCAUCUGCGUCUCGGCCGCGACGAACGCCAUGGUCUAUUUCUCAUCUCUCCUCUUCCAGAACGUCCUAGGCUACACGCCCCUGAAAACCUCCCUGACCUAUAUCGUCCACGGCGUCGGAGCCGUGGUGGCGAAUAUUGUCGUCAACAAACUGUUAUCAAAAGUCCGGACAAAGCUGAUCAUGCUGGUCGGUGUUGCGGAUGCUGAUGAUGAAGACCAAGGCGUCGUUGGAGCCGCACAACAGAUCGGAACACCAAUCGGGAUCGCAAUCGCAAACAUCGUCGCCAACAAUGUCAACUCCCCCACCGCAAAAGGCGCAGAACUCUUGCCGGGAUAUCGCGCCGCGUUUUACUCGUAUGCCGUCAUGGCGGGUGUUGGACUUGUGGUGACGAUUCUCUUUGCGGCAAAUAGCGAUCCUGUCCGGAUGCAUUCACCACCUGCAGGAGAGGUUUGUGCUGGGGAUGAUGAGGCUGGACGUGAGAAGGAGACGAGCGAGGUCUUGAAAGGAGGCUCUUUGAUGUCUCUGGGGGAUGUUAGUGUUCAGCCUGGUGAGAAGAGUGAAAUGGAGGAGAGUAGUGUUCAGCCUGGUGAGAAGACCGAGCUGAAGGACUGA